Molecule: messenger RNA, 4953 nt
Organism: Penicillium brevicompactum
Lineage: Eukaryota; Fungi; Ascomycota; Eurotiomycetes; Eurotiales; Aspergillaceae
Product: Armadillo-like helical
Exons: 7
Coding region: 1-4953 (1650 amino acids)
Biological process (GO): tRNA methylation
Cellular component (GO): cytosol
Source: RefSeq, a predicted model, not a curated record
AUGGCGACUGAUGCAUCCAACCAGACACAACGUGCCGCAUCAAUUAGCAUGGAGGAUAUUGCGCAGGAAGUGCAAUUGCUCUCGGAGAAAACGCUCCGGGAUAUCGCCAAAGGACCAUUGGUGAAAUUCACACUGGCAAAUCAAGAGAUCGAAAAGGUGACCAAGGUAUGGCAAUCGUUGAUUCAAACCUUAUCAACGGCAUCACUUUCACCAGGUCAUUCGGCUGAGGCAUGCAAUGCGACUUCUGCCUUCAUUGAUGCUGCUACAAAGUCCAAAUCCGAUGAGACUAAGCAGCUGGUGCUGUCACAAGAACUCUGGCUCUCAGUCUUUGACAUUUGCUUGAACCGUUAUGAAGAUGCCAAACCAAAGCCCAUCAAGCUUAUUCUGUCCUCACUCACUGCUGUUCUGGCAAAGAACCACCAGGGUGCCUCAAGGGCAGCCAUUCAGACCUCAGUGAUCGAUGCAAUAAUCCCAAGUAUCGUUCUUGGAGAGCCGCAAUCACGUUUGAAGGGAUGCCUGGUUUUCUUAGACUCUUUCAUUAGAAGAGAUGCCAUCUUGCCCGGUGAAUUCAUUCCGUUAUUCCGGGGGUGGCUUUCAAAGAACAAGACAAGCUGGGUUUCUGCGUUCAGCAAAAACCACGAGACCCUGUCACUCGGAGGCAACGAACCCAGUUUGGAAGUUGCGUCUAGCAACUUGUCAGAUGAAUUAGCGGCCAAAAUCUUCGUCCUAGGGCUUUUGGUCCAGACGAACAACAAAACGAUGGCUGUGCCUGCCGGGAAUUUAUUGGCGGCUUUGAUCCAGAAAAUGAAACCCGAAACCUCGGCAGAGAAAUUAUCAGAGAUGUGGGUGGCUCCAGCCAGACAUCUGGUUUUGGAAAAUGUGGAAGCAUUAGAAGAUUUAUCCAGCAGGCUUCUCCAGCCGCUGUUCACUGUGGAUCCGAAUGGAUUCAGGAUGUUCCUUAGAACACUGCCAGUGAAGAGUCUACUUGAGGGAGACAUGACCGACGCACCUGAGGCGGAAUACAUGAUUCUAUUCGCCGCGUUGCAGAUCGGCAAAAAGAUCAACCUGGUCCAUGAAGAUUAUAUCUUUGAUUCUGGAAAAUCGAAAAUAGACACUAACGACAUAUUGAUCUUGAAAAGUGAGGUGAUCGGCAAGUUUCUACUUCACCGUGAAUCCAGCAUUCGCACAGCGGCCCUUUCACUUCUGAUCACGACAUCUUCCACAAUCAAGCCAUUCACCGUCGGGGCAACCCAGGCCCUCCUCCGGGGACUGCCGUCUAUGCAUGCCGAGUCUGAGGCACAUGCCCGUGGCGAGAUUCUGAGCAUGAUGCGAAAGUUCAUCGUGCGUCUGAAGGGCGGCAUCGUUAGGGAGGAAGACGCCGGGCUGAAAAUCCAGAAAACAACCAACAAGCCAGCAACAGGCCAUGCCCGAAACGAGAAUCAGACAAAGGAGUUCUUGAAAUCAUACAUCGGUUUAUUGCAGAAUGACCUGCCCUUGAGCGCAUCGUAUGCGCGUCAUAUAACAGCCUUGAAGUCUUUGAAACUCCUCCUCGACUCUGGUCUUGAUCCACGAACAAACAUCAAGCUCCAGAAAUCAGAGACGGAAAACAUUUGGAAGGUGCACGUCGAAAUUUUCGAUUCCCAUCUCCUCCGACUGUUGGUUGAUCUUUUGCUGGAUCCGUUCGAAGAAGUUAGGCAAACUUCGCUCACCAUUUUGAACCUCUGUCCAAGAGAGGUUCUUCUUGAAUGCUUACAAAACACGACGAACGCAGGCAUGCGACUGACAGACGCAUUGAAGAGAGCAGAGAACCUGGCAAGCAACACAAGUAGAGCAGACCAUGCCGACACUGUUGCCCGACUAUACCAUCUGAUCUUCUGCGCCGCACUGCCAGGUAAUUCGGCACAAGGGGCCUCUGACUGGUGGUCAACCAAAGCCUCGGUAGUGAACACAAUCUUGACUAAGCUUGAGGAGCGUCUGCUAGGCCCGAACAGCUUGUUCAACUCUGUUAUGCGCGAGGCCCCGCUUCAUGGAUAUACCUCUGGGCUCAGAUACAUUGUUCUCAUGCCGAACUUCCAUACAUUGAUUUCUGAUGACACAGAAUCUACCGCAUGGCGAUCUGUUCAUGGGCGCAUUGAUGCCAUCUGUGACAAGAUUUGGCAAGAGGCCAAGUCUUUGUUGUGUAUUGAUUCACCAGAGGGUCACUCAGAUGAGCCUGUUGAGGAGCUGGAUAUGGGACCCAAGGAUGCCCUUUCAUACUCAUGGAGAUCUCUUCGGGAAUCAAGUAUCUUACUCCACGCAACCCUACUGAACCCAAGUUAUGGGCCAAGUGGAAGUUUCGGCCUCAAUCGCGUAGACUUUGCGAAGAUUGGAGGAGCCAGUUUCACUCAACUCGCCGAGCUCCGACACCGUGGUGCGUUCACGAACGUUUCACAAACAUUCGCAACGUGUUGCCAAAGGUGUAGCGCCUCCAAAGAUCCAGCAAUCCGCGAGCUUACUCGAGGCUGGUAUCAAGAAGCCAAGUCAACAAUCUUCGGUUCUGCAUCCAAGCUCACUCGUCGCUCCGCAGGUAUACCUGCAAUGGUUACCGGCAUUGUUGGCUCUGAUCCUGGGACCCCGUUCUUCCACGACGCAUUGAAGGAGCUUCACGAAAUUUCAUAUCUCCCCGUGGAAUACGAUAAGGAGAGGCAGUACUUGGAGUUGCCCCAAGUUCACGCAAUGAACUGCCUCAAAGACAUCUUCACCAACAACAAAUUGGGUCCAUACAUCGAACCGUUCAUCAUGAAGGCAUUGACUCUGUCUGCUGACCGCUUGGGAUCGCCAAUCUGGGCCCUCCGUAAUUCAGGCCUCAUGCUUUUCCGUUCACUCUUGACCAAGAUGUGCCGAGUGAUCCCAAGUGCCGGCCCCGGAUUCGGUGGCAUAUCUGGAUCCGAGCCAGGUGCUAGAAUCACGUUCCCCAAGUAUCCUGGCCUUCUUGAGCUACUUUCUGGCUUAUUGACAACGACGCAAGGUGAAGCAGCAGAAGGAACUGACAUUAUCACUGAACGAGUGUUCCCUGCUCUAGAGUUGGUCGGUGACAAAGUUCCCAGCCUAGAUGAUUCCACCGACGAAAUGCUGCGUGGCUUGGUUUUGCAGCAUUUGAGCAGCCCUGUCUGGGGUGUCAGAGAGCACGCUGCUCGUGUGUAUGCAUCGCUGCUAACCCGACAACACAUCCCUGAGGCUCUGCGCGCACUUGCGACAGUUCCUGCAUCUCCUACUGAGAACUAUAUACACGGCGUGGCUUUGACUGUGCGGUAUUCUCUUCGCCGCUACGCAGCCACCACUGAUGAGUUCUGGAUCGGUGAGUUUCUGCCCACAUACCCCCCGUUGAUCAAGCCUAACACCUCGGAAGGAAAUAUUGAUGGUCUUUUCGAGACUUUACGUGCAUUGUUAGGGGCCCUCUUCCAGGCUGGCAAAUCACCAACAGUUGCAACUGAGCUAGUUGAAAUCCUCAACGGCACCCUAGAACGAGCCAUUCAAGCUCAAUGUGAAGAUAAAGUCAUUCCUUUCGUCGAAGAGAUGUUCGAGUCUCACGAUCUGAACGGAGUCCUCAAAUUUGUAUUCGACGCUUCUAGUGCUGGUUGGAAUCUGUCAAGUACUACCCGAGCAUGCGCGCUUCUUCGAAGAGCACUCGCCUGGUGCACCGUAUUGAAACUGUUCAUUUCGCAGCAAUGGGAACAGGUCCCAGUGUUCUAUCAAGCCAUAUCCCAAUUCGACGCUGAUGUUGCUUGUUGGGUCUCAGAGCAGCUUCAUGAGACCAUAGGUGAGGACGAAAGGUACAGAAAACCACUGUAUGAUUUGUACUCGUUUGUGGUGUUGGGAUCUGGACGACCAGACGUGAGGACAAUGGCUGCUUCUAAUCUAGCCUUUAUCCUGGAGGACAUACUGUCGUCUCAGCCCAAUGUUCUAUCAAGCAUUGAUCUUCCGUGGGAGGCUAUUUUGAAUGCCUUCAAACCGGAGACAGAAAUUCAGGCUUGGAACAGAGAUGCCACUGACGCUGAACUUCGGCUUCGUGGUUGUUUACUAGCUAUUCGCACUAUCAUGAACCACCGAGAUACCCCUUCAUCUCUUGAGACCGAAAUCCAAAAUUGGACUAUCAAGCUUCGCUCAGCCUUGAGUGAGGAGACGGAAUUCACAACUCGGUUCGCUGCAGCCACAUCCGUUGGCAGCUUUUCACGCGCUAUUCGACCGGCUGGAACUCAACCACACGUGGAUGCGGUUCUGUUAGACGUAUACCUGGUCCUUUAUGAUUUGCUUAACGAUGACGACGAUGAAAUCCGCGAUGUUGCAGCUUCGACGGCUUCAUGGGUGUUGUCACAUUCUUCCAUCUCACCUGACGCCGAUGUCACUUUGGCACCUAUGAAUGCCAGUGCCCUUUUGGCCGAGUUUGUGGUACACAGCUACGCUGACUCUUCAGCACUUGGGCGACGAGUUUUGCUGUAUCUGACUGGGCAAGAACGAAGGAUCAGCGGGUCAUACGAGUCCAAACGCCUUGUUCCAGUGUCGGAUCUGAUCACGGAGUAUCGACAAGACAGUACUGUGUUAUUUGAGGAGGAGAAACAGAACCUGUUCAUCGACGAUGUUCGCGAGGUUGAGGUCUGGUCACGAGCCCUGGUGCAGCUGCAUAAAUCAGCAUAUGUAGGCACUCCUUUGCGUGAAGUAUCCACCUGGGCCAGUGAUGGUCUGACCUACCUGCACUCUCUCGUCAGCCCUGGCGCAGAACCAGAUGGUCUGCUAGGCUGGGCCUCCAAGCCCGAGAUCUUCAUCUUAGGGUCCCGUGUCAUUGCCAUUGCAUCUGCUCUAAGCCCCGAUGAUGCUCGAGAAUCGCUCACCCACCUCCUGGACUCAGGUCGCAAGGUAUCACUCCAUGGGCAUUGGUUAGCUGCGCUUUCGAGGGUACUCAAAAGCAAAGUAUGA